Molecule: messenger RNA, 1113 nt
Organism: Talaromyces rugulosus
Lineage: Eukaryota; Fungi; Ascomycota; Eurotiomycetes; Eurotiales; Trichocomaceae
Exons: 2
Coding region: 1-1113 (370 amino acids)
Source: RefSeq, a predicted model, not a curated record
AUGCAGUUAUCCGCAUUCCUGCAUUUUCUAAUCAAGGUCUGUAACGCAUUUACUGGGGUUUUCUAUCUUUUCUCGCCCAAAGAGUGGACGAUGGCUUUAAGUGGGGAUUGUGCUGCUCUCACUCCGUAUGGAUACCUAUCGGAAACGCAGUAUGAUCCCAGUCAGCCUGGCCAGUUUACAUCCGUCCUCGUGGCCAAUCUUCACGACCUGUUGUAUGAUCACGGAGCAUCCAACAGGAUGUCCGGCACGAUGUACGCUGCCGGUGCUGGACUAGCUAAGGAUGACAUCGCUGUUGCUUAUUCAGUAGGCAUGGUAGAUGCAAUUGCUCGCCGCAUCUGUCAUAUUGAGGAUAACAAGGACCUCAUAUACGGGGAUAGCGUCUAUCUGAUUACGUUCAGCUGGGCCCCUUUCAACACUCGCUAUCGAACAUGGGAACGUUUCAUUAAAUACACUCGGCUUUUAGAGGCCUCUACCUCUUCAGAUGCUUCCCGAGUUGUAGAAAAUUCCCGCCGUGGGAAGGUUUUGGCGGUUAGCGAUCAAGACCUUGAAACAAUUCCUGUUCGUGAAUCGUGGGAGGAAGCAAUGAAGCCAUCAUCACCAUCCAGACUCACGUCCAGAAUCACGCAAGCGUACACUCCUACUCCUAUUUCGGUUAUUUUCGAGAAAUAUGGAAUGAGCCCGCCUGGCCUCUGCUCCAAAUGCGGACCCCUGGUCCAAGCAUCUAUCAAUGCGAACAAGGAAAUCCAUGCUAUUGCUGGACUCCCUCAGAAGGUAGUCUUAUGCGACUCGGUUGGUUUGGCUGCUGGUCUGAACCAUGUGGCAACUUUGGCAGCAGCUAAGGGUAAUGAUAGCUCCUCUAGGGAGUCCUGCUGCGACGACUGUGCUUGUAAACUGGGUUCAUGGAUUGAUAAGAUGUCGUACAAGGUACUCGUCGCCAUGAUGGCAAGUGAGCCCAGGAGCACCCCGCAGGAAUGGUUGUUGGAGAAUUACCUGGUCAUUUGCGCGACAUUGUGGCCAAUCUGUGUCAUCAGCAUUCUCAGCGGGUUUGAUUUGAUUGCAGACGCCCAAUUUCAGCCGGGGGCUAUGGGAGAACGGGAUGCUGUUGACUGCUAG